AUGGGACACAGGCGGAACUCCUCGUGCCGCGGGGAAUUUCCUUUCUUCUCUCGUUACCGCAACGCUCUGAAUUCUACUGUUCGGAGGAAACGCUGUAACGGUCGAAUCCAUCGGAGCCACUAUGAUAGCCUCGCAACCCUCCUCCUACUCGUCGUGUAUUUCUCACCCACAGCACGUCGGCUCGGCGCCGCCGCGACGGCCGGCGCGGUAUUGGUCUCAGAUAAAAGCUCCCCUGGUUGCACCCUAUCGCCGUCAUCCGUGUCAUGCCCCGAGGGAUUUGCCGUGACGGACGGGGGCGAAGAUGGCGCCUUCGUUCUGAACGGCCGUGCUUAUAUUGCGGACGCGGACCGUGGAAGCGCCGCUCUCGUCCUGAGUGCGUCAGACGGCGGUAGUAGCCCAAGUAGCGCGGAGGCCAGUGAGGGGAGAUCCGCGGGUUCCGCAUUCACUUCCGCCGCGCUCUCGCCUCCGCUCAGCGGUGGAGGCUCGGCGCUCUCGUUUUCGGCGCGCUUCACGUUUCAGCUGGAGGGGCAGAACGAGGCUGACGUGGCAACGGGGCUUGCGCUCGUCAUCACUGGCGGACCCAACACCGCCGUCGGCCCGCCUAGCCUUGCCGGCUAUGGCGGCGCCGCCUUCAAUGCCAGCCUGGCAGUGGUACUAAGCGGCCGCCCGCCCAUCUCUGCCGGCGUGCUGCUGGGCGGCAAGACGGGCGGCGCUGGCAGAUGGGCGGCUCUCAACCCCUCGUCCCAUGACGCACCGCAUCUCCUAGUCCCCGGGGUGCAGCAGCACGCCUGGGUGGACUACGACGCCUCCCACUCCUCCCUUCUCCUGGUCCCGGGGGUGCAGCAGCACGCCUGGGUGGACUACGACACCUCCCUCGCCUCCCUCCGCCUCUUCCUCGGCGGCUCCUCCCCCACCAAGCCUGCAGCUCCGGUGCUCUCCGAGCCUGUCGACCUGGCUCGGGCGCUUGGCUUGGCACCAGAUGGCAGCUGCGCGGGCGGCGGGGGCGAGGUGGCGGUGGGCGGCGGUGGUUGUCUGUUUGUGGGGUUCACGGGAGGGACUGAAGCAACGGAUGAAGCUGAGAUGGCUGCAGCUGGGAUUGCAGAGGGAGUGGCCAGUAGAAAGAAAACAAUGCAAGUUAUAAUUCGCAUUUUCUGCGUUGGCUUCUCCUCUUCCUCCUCUGCUUCUCCCGGUCUCUACUCGCCCUUCUUCGUCCUCUCUGGGGAUGCUCAGGUCGGGCCCGGACCGAACUUCCCCAUCUGGCUCGACACAACCACCAAUGCUGCCGGCUGUGCCUUCUCCAUCCCGAGCCUCAGCCUCAGCCUUGGCAGUGGUCCGGUGGCGUUUGAGGCGGCGUUUUCGUUCUCGUUUGCAGCGAGUGCGGAUUACAACAGCUGGGGCAGUCGAGGGCUGGCCUUUGUGCUCACUGCCGGGGAGAAGACCGCCUGUGGCCGCAGCUCCGCCAGCAACAUUGGCUAUGGAGCAGCCCCCAACGCGCCCUUUGCUGGGAGCGUGGCAUUGGACAACAUCGGGUAUGGAUCGGCCCCCAACGCGUCCUUUGCAAAGAGCAUAGCGGUGGAGCUGAGGGCUCGGCCGACGGCGUGUGUGGCGGUGGUGGUGGGCGGGCUGGUGGCCGGCGACAACUGUGCCGACUCCGAUGCGAUGGCGCUGCUGCCGCCUGAACAGGCGUUCACGCUGAACGAGCCGCAGCACAUGUGGGUGAGUUACGACGGCAGCAGCGGCGUGCUGCAGGUGUUUGUCUCCCCAGGCGCGGCCACCAAGCCCACCGCACCUGUGUUGGUGGCGCCCAUCGAUGUGGCGGCGGUUCUGGGAGGCACGGCGGGGCUGUCGGUGGGCUUCACAGGCGCGUCGUGGUGGACGUGGGUGGACGACCUGGAAGACCACAUCAUCCACUCCCUGUCUUUUGAAGCUGUCACUCCCGGGUCCCAGCAGUCACUUCCGCCCUCCCCUGCGCCCACCACGUGCCACCUCGCCCCCUCCAACACGCGUCUCACCUGUUUGGGCUUUGCGGGCCGCUCAGCCUUCCGCCUAAACGGCUAUGCCCACGUGGGGCCCGCCCCCUCCUUCCCCCUCGUCCUCGACACCGGCGGCACCGCUGGCAGUGCGCUCACCCUCGCUGACCUGGCGCUCUCUCUGGAUUCGUCCACGUCAGCAGCAACAGCAGGGGGAGGAACAGGAAAAACAGCAGCAACAGCAGCAGGAAAAACAUCAGGAGAUACAGCAACAGCAGCAGUGGCGUUUGAGGCGGCAUUUGUGUUCUCGGUGUGGACGGAGACGUCGUAUGGCUACCGGGGCAGCAGGGGCCUGACGUUUGUCAUUAGCAGCGGAGACAAGACUGCGUGCGGGUCGAGCAAGAUGGGAGCCAUAGGGUACGGGGGAGCAGCGCCAGGGGCGUUCAAUGGGAGUGUGGCGGUGGAGGUGCGGUCGGGGCCCACCUCGUGUGUGGCUGUGGUGGUGAACGGCGUGGCUUCAGGUGACAACUGCGCUGCUGCUGACCACAUGACCGGCCUCACAGGCGAUCAGGUCGGUUCAGUGCGUGUGGCGGUGGAGGUGCGGUCGGGGCCCACCUCGUGUGUGGCUGUGGUGGUGAACGGCGUGGCUUCAGGCGACAACUGCGCUGCUGCCGACCACAUGACCGGCCUCACGGGCGAUCAGGUCUGCGGUGAAGUGCGGUUCAAUGGGAGUGUGGCGGUGGAGGUGCGGUCGGGGCCCACCUCGUGUGUGGCUGUGGUGGUGAACGGCGUGGCUUCAGGCGACAACUGCGCUGCUGCCGACCACAUGACCGGCCUCACGGGCGAUCAGGUCGUUUCAGUGCGUGUGGCGGUGGAGGUGCGGUCGGGGCCCACCUCGUGUGUGGCUGUGGUGGUGAACGGCGUGGCUUCAGGCGACAACUGCGCUGCUGCCGACCACAUGACCGGCCUCACGGGCGAUCAGGUCAAAAUAGCACUGAGCGAGAGGCAGCACGCGUGGGUGGCAUACGACGGCACAUCCCAGUCAUUGGAGGUCUAUCUGGGUGGCAGCGACGGCUUAAAGCCCGAGGAGCCGGUGCUGCGGGCGUCGCUUGAUCUUGUGGCAGUCAUUGGUGCCACGUCAGCGUCUGUGGGAUUCACAGCUGGCACGUGGUGGUGGGGAUGUGGCGACACAGACGACCACCACCUCAUCCACUCCUUCUCCUUCAACACCGUGUCCCCUGGGUUCUUGCCAGCAGCGCAGCCAACACAGGCGCCCACCUGCGAAACCACCGCCUCCUCUCUGCACUGCACUGGGUUCGCCGGCUCCACCCCCUUUGAUCUCAACGGCUACGCCCAGCUGGGCCCGGCGCCGCACUUCCCGCUGUGGCUCGACUCGUACGAUUCUGUCGGCUCUGCGCUCUCCCUCGCGCCCCUCUCUCUCCUCACCGCCUCCGCCCGCUCCUCCGCCUUUGAAGCCGCCUUCUCCUUCACCUUCCUUGCUGAUGCGUGCGCUGCUAAUGUGAGCGUGGGCCGCGGCUUUGCCUUUGUUCUCACUAGCGGCGCUACAACUGCCCUUGGGAAGGCAAAUGCAAGCUCCGUCGGAUAUGGCUCAGCCAAUGGGACGUUCGCCAGGAGUGUGGCAGUGGAGUUCCGCCUGUGCCCUGUACCCUGUAUAGCUGUCUCCUCUAAGGGAGUUGUGGCGGGAGACGGCUGCGCUAACGCUGAGUAUGGCGUGACACUUUCAGAUCCAGAGGCCUUCCCUCUCAACACACAGCAGCACGCUUGGAUGACCUACCACGGGCCUUCCCAGACGCUCAGCGUGUUCCUCGGAGGAGCUUCCUCUGCUUCUGCCACUUAUUCUGAUUCGUCAUCAGCUUCCUCCACUUCCUCCACUUCCUCCUCCACGUCACCGCCGGUCAAGCCAGCUGUACCAGUGCUCACUGCCCACGUGGACAUCCCAGCCAUCCUCGGCGCCACGUCAGCGUCGGUCGGAUUCACAGCUGGCACGUGGUGGUGGCAGUGGGGGGCGAACGAGCGCCACAUCAUUCACGACCUGGCGUUCGUGGGAGAUCACGGCCUCUCGCCCCGCUGUGAGUCACACGGCACAGUGUCUUUUGAGUCGACUCAAAAGACACUUCUGGGGCUCCAAGGACGCCUGUUUCUCGGCACCAAAGUGCGAGCACACGUGUACGUGUCCAACAUGGGGGAUCGCCCCAUGGGUGUUGGAUCACCUACCCAUGACUGUCUUGCUGACCUUAUUCCCCUGAAUCGCCCCCCCCUUCUUCCCCUCCCGUCUUUGCAGGUGCGGGCACAUGUGUACGUGUCCAACAUGGAGGAUCGACCCAUGGCUGACGUGGCAGUGACAGCACGCAUCACCUACCCCAACGACACCGACGCCUCCCACUGCUUCGUCUUCAGCGACCCGCUGCUGCAGGGGAUUGACGACGUCAGCGGUGCAGGUACCAUCCUGUCAAAUGCUUUUGCCAGCAUCGAUUGGCUGUUUCUGCCACUUGACUGCGCCGCCUCAGCUGCUCCCACGAAUUUCCAGCUGGGCGGCAGUCUUCAGUACACACUGCGAGACCCGUCAGCAUCUGUGAUACCAACGCCAUCACUUUCUGCUGCUGCUGAAGGCACAUCAGCGCCACCACCAUCAUCACCACCAGCAUCAGCACCUGCAACAGCACCAGCGCCAGCAGAGGCGGUGCCAGCAGAGGCGGUGCCAGCAGAGGCGGUGCCAGCAGAGGCGGUGCCAGCAGAGGCGGUGCCAGCAGAGGCGGUGCCAGCAGAGGCGGUGCCAGCAGAGGCGGUGCCAGCAGAGGCGGUGCGAGAGCUGGUGGAGGUGACGAGUGUGCGAGUGACGGUGGCCCCUCCUCCCGCGCUGCAAGUGCAUUACUUUGUGCCCCGGCACGUGCAAGGAGACGACCUCACCACUCCUCAGGUGGAGGCACCGGUGCCAGUCACGCUUGGAGCACUCUUUUACAACGCCGGCCACGGCACAGCUGCUGCUAUCACCACACAGUCACUGCUGCCCACUGCUUCCACCACCACCACCACCACUGCUGUCGGCACCACCACUGCUGCAAGGAUCACCACCGCUGCUGACGUGGGCGCUACAACCACAAGUAACGGCGGGACCACAACGGGUGACACGAGCAGUGCCGCCAUGAGUUUCAACAUCACCAAGACAGUGCUGGGCAAUGAGCCGCAGCCGACAUCCUUCUCCGUGAAGGUGGGAAGCAUCCCUCCUUCCGCUACAGCCAUGGUGCGCUGGACCAUAGAAUCCAGCCUUACAGGCACAUUCGAUACAGUCACCACCACCACCACCACCACCACCUCCUCCUCCCCGCUCACCGGCCUCUCCCCCAUUCUCGAGUCGGUUGACAUUCACAACCUCGUGCACGUCGUCUACCUACCCGACUCUGCUUCAGACGACGGGCUGCCGGAUUUCCUGGUGGACGAUGAUGGGGACGAGCAGCCGGAGGCCAUCUACAGCAGCGCUGGUAACCGCGUGCUGCCUGUAACCGCCGUGCCCUCUGCUGCUCUCACGCUCGGCCGCCCGCUCUUCACCAGCGAGACGCGCGCCAAGCUCACUGUCGCUGUAGACUGGUCUGCCCUCGCACCAGCAGCAGCAGGGGGGUGGGCGCACAUGUCAUUUGCAUCGCAGCUGCCGUCGCACUGCUGGAAUCUCACCGCUGCUCUCCGAUCCAACGGCUCUCAGCUGCCCGUGCCCUUCAACACCUGGUCCUCCUUCUCCUCCUCCCCCGCUGCUCCCACUGCUACCGCUGCUGCCCCUGCCCCUGCCACUUCAACCACCACUGCCCCUGCUUCUUCCACCCCUGCUUCUUCCACCCCUGCUUCUCCUGCUUCUGACACCACUCACAUUCUCGACUUUGUCUCCUCUCCCUCCUACACUCUCUUCUUCUCUUACUAUGAUCAGACCCUCUCCUUCCCCCACCUCUCCCCCUGCUUCCAGGCUGUCAUGCCUCCCCCUCCCUCCCCCCCCCAACCCUCCCCCUUCCCCUCCCCCUCGCCCACCCCCCCGCCCCCCUCCAAACCCUCCAAGGCCUCCCCCAAAACCCUCGCCUCCCCCCCGCCCACCCCCAAGUCCCCCCAGGCCCCCAUCUCCCCUACCCCGACCUCCCCCGAAUCCCCCCAAGCCUCCCCCUCCGCCUUCCCCUCCCCCACGCCCUCCCCCUCGCCCUCCUUCCCCCCCUCCCAAGACUUCAACCACUGGGACCGCGACAGAGACGGCUCCUGCAGCAAGUCCGGCGGCUGCACCGGCAGCGGCAGCGGCAGCCGCCAGAAAACUGGCACUGGCCAGCAGGGCGACGGCUCCUGCAGCAAAUCCGGCGGCUGCACAGGCAGCGGCGGCGGCGGCCGGCAGGGCAGCAGCCGGCAGGGCGGAAGCGGCGCAGGCGGGCGCGGAGGCGGAGCGGGACGAACGGGGAGCGGCGCUGGCGCGGGUGCGGGUCGCGGCGGGCAGCUGGGCGGGAGCAACAGCGCUGGCAAGGUGCGACAAGGCAAGAAGGGCGGCGGAAACUGCAGCGGCAGCGUGUCCGGCUCGUGCAACGGCGGGGGCGGAGGGUCGGGGAGAAACGCGGCGGCGGCGAGCAUUCAGAGUGCGGGGUACGUGGUGGCGGACAACCGGGAGAGGGAUCGCAAGAGGGACGGGUCUGGCGACCAGGACCGCGACCGCGACCGCAAGCGCGACGGCUCCGGCUCCUCUGGUUCCUCCUCGUGCUCGCGAUCUGGCGGCUGCACUGGCAGCGGCAGCGGUGCUGGUCGGCAGGGUUCGGAGCAGCAGCAGAGCCGCGGUCGUGGCGCAGGUGCAGGCGGAGCGGGCAGCAUGAGUGGAGGGGGCGGGCGGCAGGGAGCGGCUGGACGCACGGGCGCGGGCGCAGGGAAGGGGGCUGGCGCGGGGUUGAGGGGGAGCGGUGGGGGAGGCGGGAACUGCAACGGAAGUGGGUCUGGGUCUGGAAACUGCAAUGGGAGUGGUGCGGGCAGGAAAGGGAGUGGUGGGGGAGGUGGUGGGAACUGCAAUGGAAGCGGGUCUGGAAACUGCAAUGGGAGUGGUGCAGGCAGGAAGGGAGGGAGGAAGGGGGGACGCGGGGACAAUGACGACAAUGACGGCGAUGACUAG
Molecule: messenger RNA, 7110 nt
Organism: Closterium sp. NIES-65
Lineage: Eukaryota; Viridiplantae; Streptophyta; Zygnematophyceae; Desmidiales; Closteriaceae
Source: the annotation of a GenBank genome assembly